AUGGCUCAUUUCAGUUUUUAUCUCUCUUCUCAUAUUGAUUGUCUUUCAGAUGAUGCUGCCUUGAAAGGAAUGCUGAUCGAAAAGGAACACGAAAUGAACGAUGAGAAAAAAAUGAAAAGAAUCAAAGACAGGGCUGAUCGUGCAACUGUUGAACAGGUGGUACUGGACCCUCGUACAAGACUGAUAUUAUUUCGAAUGUUACAACGAGGUGUGUUCACAACGAUGGAAGGCUGUAUCAGCACAGGGAAAGAGGCCAAUGUCUAUCAUGCCAUUAAAUUCACUGAUAAUAAUAAAGAUAAUGGAGGUUGUGAUAAUGAACAAAGUCUAGCAGUCAAAGUAUAUAAAACAAGUAUACUUACAUUCAAAGAUCGUGAACGUUAUGUGGCUGAUGAAUUCAGGUAUCGUCAUGGUUACUGCAAACGAAACCCCAGAAAAAUGGUGGCAACUUGGGCUGAAAAAGAGAUGCGAAAUUUGAUGAGGAUGAAACAGGCGGAUUUACCGGUUCCGAAGCCACAUUUAUUGAAGGGACACGUUCUUGUGAUGGACUUUAUCGGAAAAGAUGGAUGGCCUGCACCAUUACUAAAGAAUGCUGAACUGUCCGAAAGUAAAGCCGACGAAUUGUACGUGAAGGUGGUGGGGUAUAUGCGAACGAUGUAUCGUGAAUGUCGUUUAGUUCACGCAGAUCUCUCAGAGUAUAAUAUGAUUUUGAAUGGUGAUCAACUGUAUAUUAUCGAUGUAUCACAAUCUGUUGAACAUGAUCAUCCUCAUUCUCUGGAAUUUUUGCGGUCCGAUUGUUCCAAUGUUACAAAAUUCUUCCGAAGCAGAGGGGUGAGUGUUGUGGUUGUUUUGUAUGUGGUUAAAGGUUAA
This is a messenger RNA of Anisakis simplex (herring worm), 867 nucleotides long. The record is from the annotation of a GenBank genome assembly. Lineage: Eukaryota; Metazoa; Nematoda; Chromadorea; Rhabditida; Anisakidae.